AUGAGUACUGCAAAAUCUAUUGAUACUCCUGCUGAUGCAAAUGCUUGUCUUUCUGUUGUGCUUUCUCCUCAAUCUGAUGAGGAAAAGGAGUAUAUGUCUAAGGUUCCGUAUGCUGGUGCUGUUGGUAGUCUGAUGUAUGCUAUGGUUUGCACUAGGCCAGAUUUAGCACAUGUUGUUAGUGUUGUGAGCAGGUUUAUGACUCAACCAGGGAAGGAACACUGGCAGGCAGUGAAGCGGAUUUUCCGCUACUUGAAAGGAACGGCUGAUGUGGGUCUCAUUUAUGGGAAUGAUACUGAGUGUUUGGUGACCGGAUAUUCUGAUUCGGACUAUGCAGGUGAUAUAGACACUAGAAGAUCGAUGACUGGGUAUGUAUACACUCUAGGAGGGUCUGUGGUUAGUUGGAAGGCUACCUUGCAGUCUUCAGUGACUUUGUCUACUACGGAGGCUGAGUACAUGGCUUUGACUGCUGCAGCAAAGGAGGGUAUAUGGUUACGUGGUUUGGUUAGUGAUUUUGGUCUACACCAUGAUCGUGCGACUGUGUAUUGUGAUAGCUUGAGUGCAAUUUGUCUUGCCAAGGAUCAGGUGCACCAUGAUAGAACUAAACACAUUGAUGUAAGGUACCAUUUUCUGAGGAGUGAGAAGAGGAUAGUGGUGAAGAAAGUUGGGACUGCAGACAACCCAGCUGAUAUGUUCACCAAGCCAGUUGCAGUUCGUAAGUUCAAACAUUGCUUGGACUUGUUGAACGUUGAUAGUCACAUAUGA
Molecule: messenger RNA, 762 nt
Organism: Beta vulgaris subsp. vulgaris (sugar beet)
Lineage: Eukaryota; Viridiplantae; Streptophyta; Magnoliopsida; Caryophyllales; Amaranthaceae
Product: secreted RxLR effector protein 161-like
Exons: 1
Coding region: 1-762 (253 amino acids)
Source: RefSeq, a predicted model, not a curated record